This is a messenger RNA of Panicum virgatum (switchgrass), 3491 nucleotides long. RefSeq lists its product as uncharacterized. Gene Ontology annotation, molecular function: ubiquitin-protein transferase activity; protein binding. The record is from RefSeq and is a predicted model, not a curated record. Gene Ontology annotation, biological process: SCF-dependent proteasomal ubiquitin-dependent protein catabolic process. Bases 194 to 823 code for a protein of 209 amino acids. NCBI's taxonomy places the organism in Eukaryota, Viridiplantae, Streptophyta, Magnoliopsida, Poales, Poaceae. The transcript has a single exon.
AUAUUUUGUAUUUUGUAUGAAGAAAUUGGUUUGCACCUAAUACGUUUUUAUUAAAAAAUGAAAAAAAAUUAAGGGCUUGUACGGUUAAUCCCUUGACAAGAGGAUUGGGAUUGGAGCAAGACCUUUCAGAUCCCCUCCAAACCGGACAAGCCCUAACGACGCAUAGCUGCCCCUGCCGCCGGCUCCCGUCAUCAUGGCCGCCGCGCACGGGCACUCCCUGACGGACCACGAGAUCGCCGAGAUCCUCGCCCGCCUGCCGCCCCGCUGCAUCGCCCGGUCCCGCGCCGUGUGCAGGGCCUGGAACGCCAUCGCCUCCCACCCGAGCGUCGAGCGCGUCCUCGCGGAGCGCCCGGCCGCCGUCACCGCGGUCAUGAAGUACGCCACCAGAUGGAUCGAGGAUGACGAGGACCCGCACGAGCCCGUCGACGACGUCCGGGUCGACCGCUUCCGCGGCCGCUGGCACCCCGACGUCCACAGCACAGAUUCAUCCCUCCGGGCCUUCUCCCUCGACGGCAUGACCAUCUCCGCCGAGGACUUCCGCUCCUGGGACGGGGUCCUCUGUACGCGAGUCUUCCCGCUGAACCCGGAGCCCGACGCCGUCACCUACUACGUGCUCUGGAACCCGCUCACCAAGGCCUGCGCCGUCGUCUCGGGCCCCGCCGCUCAAGGCCGGCUCAUCGGCGGCUACGCCCAUCCGGCGACCGGGCGCUUCCACCUGCUCCACUCCUCCGACGUGGCCGUGCCCGGCUCCGGCGGCCGCGGCCGGCUCCGGCGGCCGCGGCCUGGUGUCCCCGAUCACCUUCCGGGUCCUAGGGGUCGGUGACGGCGGCACUGGUUGGCGCGAGGUUCCCCUCCCCAAGUCCAAGACGAUUUCCAUGAGGGGCGAGGGGGAUCGUUCGGUCAGCGCGCACGGCAACCUGCACUGGCUUGUGCAGCCGGGCUCCGGGAAGGCGGCGGCGCUGCUCGUGUUCGGCACGGCGCGGGAGAAGUUCCGGUUCAUGGCGGCGCAGGAGCGGCCGGGGGGGCUGGACCCGGCGACGGCGCGGCUGCGCGUGGCGCCCGGCGGCGAGCUCUGCGUCCUGGCCCUCACCCAGCAGCCGCCCAAGGCCCUGGAGGUGUGGGUGCUGGACGAAUAUUCCGACUCCCGGAGCUGGCGGCUCAGGGAGAGGAUCGGGAUGGUCCGGCCGGACGACGGCGUCGACCUGUCGCCGAGGUUCGCCGCGGCCGCCGCCGUGGAGGUCGUGGAGGGCGAGGAGGUGUUCAUCCAAUCCGGACAUGGGAUCGACGCGUACGGCGUCCGGGGCGAGGCGUGGCGCAAGGCGGCCAUCGGCCCGCGCUACGCUGCCCUGCUCAUGCACAGGGAGAGCGUCGUGCAGCCUGAGAUGAGCUUUGGACGGGAGGCUUUGCGCGGGUAUCGCCUCGGUAGAGCUUCAGUAUGCCGCACUUCUUGGAAUCGCCGAAAAGGUCGUUAUACUCCUACUAACAUCCCACUGCAGUGGUCUGAUAUAACUCUCUAGCUAAGUACUCCCUCCGUUAUAAAUUAUACAUUAUCUUAGUUUUUCUAGAUACAUAGAGUUUGCUAUGUAGUACUUAAAUAUUUCAUUCUCUGUGAGCUCCUGCUUAGUUGUUUCUUUACCGAUGCCUGCCUUUCUUCUUCUAUUGCGGCUGAGUUGCAUCUUCUCUCGGAAACGAAAUCGAUGAUCAUUCGCCAAAGCACUAAAGUCAUAAUGCAAGUCAUAGAAACAGCUGAUUAAACACAACAGCAAAACCAAGUCGUCGAUUGAAAUUUGACGCCCACUUCAAGCUCUACUUGUCAAGCUUUGGUCCUCGGAUCCGGCGAGGUUAGGGUUAUUUAGGCGAUUAUGCAGGAUGGGAUUUUCAUUGGGGACUUCUUUUGAGGAUCUGAACUGUUUCCAACAAUUGUGUAUAAAUUUCUUGACUUAUGCCUCUGUUUUGCAUCGAAAUGAUAUCUAGGUCAAUUCUAGGGUACCAGCCGUACCCCCUUGAUAUCUAUUCACUACACAUGAUGCAAAUGAGAAUCAAAAUGAUGACUACAUUAGCCUUUUGGAAGAUGGUCCUGUGACAGCAGGGUAGAGAAAGAAACUUGAACUGCGAAAAAAAAAACAAAUGGAAUCACCUCCCGGCCGGGAACUGCAAGGACUCGCAUCAUCUUCCUAAUUUCUCACCACGAGAAGCUCGAGAUCGUUUACUUAUAGACGAAAACGUACGUAAUAAUAAGCCAUAUAUAGUAGAAGGAACAAGAACGUGUGCCCUCCUGAUGAAUUCGAUCAAUCAAUAUAUCGAAGUCGAUCGCAAGCAAAGCAAGUCCCGGGCGCCGCCGCCUGUUGAAUUCUCUAUUCCCAUCAGGGCGGCGCACGGGCUCUCCCUGCUGCCGGACGACGUGGUCGCCGACAUCCUCGCCCGCCUGCCGCCCGGACGACAAGCAAAGCAAGAGAUGAAAGAUAUGGACGAAUUACGCAAAAUUUAGGUUAAAUAAAAAACUGUACAAAAUUAGAUAGUUAGUUAUACAACGUUCAUAAAUGAAUCUGCAACCAUCAACUAUACUAUUUUUUUUCUUUUUGCACAAAUAUUUGUUCAACCUCAAACUUUGCAUGAACUUAGAUGUGAAAUGCUAAUUUGGGUGCUGCUACCCAUCGAUUAUUAAAUGAACUUUUCAUGCACAUUUGGGGUGCUACCCGAUACAAGUAGCAUGCGACAGUUGCACAGUAGGUGCCUAACGUGCAUUAGCACCAAACCUUUCUUGUUUCCGCCAAAGGCAUUCUAUUCUCAUUCAAUUAACUUCAUAUUAUUACUACAAUGCCUCUUUUAUAAAUUUCUUGCAAAACCUCCAUAAGUUCACAAAACUAUUCUUCUCAUUCAAUUAAGUUCAUAGUAGUGUUACAAUGCUUCUCUUUUGCAUAACAAUUAACAAGCACCGUGUUCCAGAAGAUGCAAAGCUCUAUAAUGCAACAUACUUAUAAUCAAAGGCAUGCACUGGGUAUCUCGUCAGCAAAAACCACAAUCGUGGCACAAGAUGACCUGGUGUAAUGAACCUUUGUAGCUUGCUAUUUUUCUCCUGGCAAUCUUUAGGAUUUCAGACCACAGAUCGACCAUCACCUGUUAGCCAUUUAAAGAAUCCAUAAAUAUAAAUAGGUAUAUCAAGUUAAUUUUGCAUAUCGGUCUGAAUCAGUCCCAGGUGAUUCCACAAUUUCACCUAGCUAAUUAAAGCUCUAGAGAUACCCCAAAACUUAGUUGCAUCAAAAAUAUCUAAAUGCACAUCAAUCUGGACACAGGAUGAUUGUGAAUUCAUUAUCAAGAUAUAACAUGACCAUCAAAAUUGGUAUUUAGUUUACAUGAUGCAAAAUGAAAAAUAAAAAUCACAACUUACAUUAGCCGUAUGGAAGAUGGUCCUGUGACAGCAGCAACUUUCUGUGCCUUCUGUGUUUCAUAUUUAUACAAGCCUUUGAGCUCUUUCUUUGCUUUCCGCACUU